Messenger RNA from Brassica rapa (field mustard), 1960 nucleotides. RefSeq names its product aluminum-activated malate transporter 1-like. Gene Ontology annotation, biological process: malate transport. Lineage: Eukaryota; Viridiplantae; Streptophyta; Magnoliopsida; Brassicales; Brassicaceae. The record is from RefSeq and is a predicted model, not a curated record.
CAUUAAUCAAAUAUCUCAUUCACUGUACUACUAUAUACAUACAUAUUAAGUAAAAUAUAAUUAAUGACUACCUGCUCAUCUAACUAAUCCAGCUCAACAUAAUAAACUCACGUUUCACUGAGGCAGGGCUUAACUAGUACCCAACUAACUAGACUAGGUUCCAUAUGGUUAAUUUAAUAAUACUAUUUCACUUAAAUAUCAUUAAACGUUCAAAGUUCGUACUGCACCGCACUAUGCGUCUUUUUUAUAAUAAUAAGAUAACAUUUUCACGAGUCCCGGACAAUAGACAAGAGUCUCUUACGCUAUGUAUAUAUAAAUAACAUCGAUCCAUGUAUACAAAACAAGUCUUCUCUCUAUUUCUUUAUCUCUUCCUGCUUGAAGGUGAGGUGAGUGAUCAUCAAAAGGUGUAAUGGAGAAACUGAGAGAGAUAGUGAGAGAAGGAAGGAGAGUCGGAGAAGAAGACCCGAGAAGAAUAGUUCAUGCUUUCAAAGUAGGAGUUGCUCUUGUUUUGGUCUCUUCUUUCUAUUAUUACCAACCUUUCGGUCCUUUUACCGAUUACUUCGGUAUCAAUGCAAUGUGGGCUGUCAUGACCGUCGUUGUUGUCUUCGAAUUCUCCGUAGGGGCCACACUUAGUAAAGGACUAAAUAGAGGAGUGGCGACAUUAGUAGCAGGAGGACUAGCACUUGGAGCUCAUCAGCUAGCAAGUUUGUCUGGUCGAACAAUAGAGCCCAUUCUUCUAGCCACCUUUGUGUUUGUAACGGCUGCGUUAGCAACGUUCGUGAGGUUCUUCCCAAGGGUGAAGGCGACAUUCGAUUAUGGGAUGUUGAUAUUCAUAUUGACGUUCUCACUGAUAUCGUUGUCCCAGUUUAGAGACGAAGAGAUAUUGGAUUUGGCUGAGAGCAGAUUAUCAACAGUGUUGGUGGGAGGAGUCAGUUGCAUACUUAUCUCCAUCUUUGUCUGUCCUGUCUGGGCUGGACAAGACCUUCAUUCUCUUCUUAUCUCCAACUUGGACACACUCUCCCACUUCCUUCAAGAGUUUGGGGGUGAAUAUUUUGAAGCCAGAGAGUAUGGAGACAUCAAAGUGGUUGAGAAGAGGAGAAGGAAUCUUGAGAGGUACAAGAGUGUUCUUAACUCAAAAAGUGAUGAAGAUACUUUGGCUAAUUUCGCAAAAUGGGAACCCCCUCACGGAAAAUUUGGAUUUAGGCAUCCAUGGAAACAAUAUCUUGUCGUGGCUGCAUUACUCAGGCAAUGUGCCCACCGGAUUGAUGCCUUGAAUUCAUACAUCAACUCAGAUUUUCAGAUCCCAAUCGACAUAAAGAAGAAGUUAGAAGAACCGUUUAGAAGAAUGAGCUUGGAGUCAGGAAAAGCAUUGAAAGAAGCGUCAAUUUCAUUAAAGAAAAUGAUGAAAUCAUCUUCUUAUGAUAUUCAUAUCAUAAACUCACAGUCUGCAUCCAAAGCUCUUUCCACAUUACUCAAAUCAGGCAUCUUGAAUGAUGUUGAGCCUCUUCGAAUGGUAUCAUUGCUGACGACGGUCUCACUACUAAACGAUAUUGUUCAUAUAACCGAAAAGAUCUCAGAAUCUGUACGAGAGCUUGCAUCCGCUGCAAGUUUCAAGAACAAGAUGAAGCCGACCGAACCGACCGUGUCACUCAAGAAGUCGGAUUCUGGAAGCAUUGGUUGUGCCAUGCCAAUUAAUUCUCGUGAUGGUGAUCAUGUUGUCACGAUCUUAUUAAGUGAUGAUGAUGAUGAUACAUCAAACAAUGUUGUUGAUGAUGAUACAAUCAAUGAAAAACCUGAAGACGGUGAAAUACAUGUAGAUACGAGUUGCGUACAUGGGGUCGGGAUGAUGCUAGAACAUUCAUUGGGUGUUCGUAUACUUCAGAUUUGAUGUAGUAUUCAUGCAUUGUUUUGUUUUGAACUAUUUGGUCACAUUUUUUUUAUAAUAAAGUCUUGGUUUUCA